AUGUUCUCCUUCGGCAAGAUGUUCAACGCUGUGGUCCUGGCGCUUGCGUGCUCCUCGGUCGUCACCGCGGCUCCCUGGGACGCGACGGCGAAGUUCAGCACGCACCGCACGCGCGAACUCGCUCGCGGGCUUACGGUCGAGUCCUACCACCCGCCCACGACGUACAAGACGUACGGCAAGGGCUUGGACAACACGCAUGCUGCUCGCGUCAAGCGCGACGGUAUUGAGGCCGCAUCCACCUCGUUCGUCGCUGAGCAGCUCGGCGUUGACGAGAACGCGGUCAACUUCAAGUCUGGCUAUGAGAGCGCGUCGGCUCACUAUGGGUACCUGCGCCAGUCCCACGACAAUGUGCCCUUCGCGAACGCGGUUGCCAACGUUGCCUUUAAGGACGACAAGGUCGUGUCAUUCGGUCACUCGUUCGUCCCUACCGACAACAUCGCUUCGUCGACGCCCACUAUCGAGAUCGACUCGUUUAUCUCCGAUAUCGAGGCGCAGCUCGACGGCAAGUUCAACGACUACGCCAGCCUCGAGUACGUCGCGAAAGCCGACGGCAGCGUCGCGCUCGUGCACGUCGUCCAGAUCCGCAACGAGGAGACCAACGCGUGGUACGAGGCAAUGGUGGACGCGCACUCGGGCGAGCUUGUGUCCAUCACGGACUUCGUCGCCGACGCGUCCUACACGGUUGUCCCUAUCAACAAGCAGGACCCGACGGAGGGCAUUGAGACGCUCCAGAACCCCGCUCUGUCGGCGGCGUCGCCGAACGGCUGGCACAGCAGCGGUAGCUCGACGACUACCAACACUUCCGGCAACAACGUCAUCGCCUACAAGGGCUCGACGUCGUCGGGGACCACCUCCCAAAGUUCGAGCGGCCAGGUCUUCAACUACAAGUAUGACACCAGCGUCGCGCCCACCUCGGGCGACAACGUCAAGGCCGCGACGGUGAACUCGUUCUACAUCAUCAACAGUCUGCAUGACAUCAGCUACAUCUACGGCUUCACCGAGGCGGCCUACAACUUCCAGAACGACAACUUUGGCAAGGGUGGCGCGGGUAACGAUCGCGUCCUCAUGUCCGUGCAGGACUCGAGCGGCACCAACAACGCCAACUUUGCGACGCCGCCCGAUGGCCAGUCGGGUCAGUGCCGCAUGUACAUCUGGACCUACACGAACCCGCGCCGCGACGGCGACCUCGAGAACGACAUCCCCGUCCACGAGGGCACGCACGGCAUCACGAACCGCAUGACCGGCGGCGGCACCGGCCGCUGCCUGCAGACCACCGAGGCCGGCGGCAUGGGCGAGGGCUGGUCGGACGCGAUGGCCGAGUGGACCGAGUGGGACAGCGCGUCCAUCCACGACUUCACCAUGGGCGGCUGGGUCACGGGCAGCUCCGCGGGCAUCCGCAGCUACCCGUACUCGACGAGCGCGAGCACGAACCCGCUCCGGUACUCGUCCAUCCGCACGCUGAACGAGGUGCACGACAUCGGCGAGGUGUGGGCGAACAUGCUGCACAACGUGUACGCGGCGCUCGUCGGCGAGUACGGCUUCGAGGCGAGCUUCAAGACGAGCGCGGACAGCGAGGCGGGCAACGUCGUGUACAUGCAUCUUUUCAUCGACGCGCUCGCGCUGCAGCCGUGCAACCCUACGCUCCCGACUGCGCGCGAUGCGUGGAUCCAGGCGGAUGAGAACAGGUACGGUGGCGAGCACGUCUGCACCGUUUGGACCGCAUUCGCAAGCCGCGGCCUGGGUGUCAACGCAAGCGGAUACCGCGACGACACGACCGUUCCCUCUGAGUGCCGUUAA
Schizophyllum commune H4-8 is the source of this 1797-nucleotide messenger RNA. RefSeq lists its product as uncharacterized. The record is from RefSeq and is a predicted model, not a curated record. Gene Ontology annotation, molecular function: metalloendopeptidase activity; zinc ion binding. Lineage: Eukaryota; Fungi; Basidiomycota; Agaricomycetes; Agaricales; Schizophyllaceae. The transcript has 9 exons. The coding region runs from base 1 to 1797 and encodes 598 amino acids.